CAGCCGGCUGAUUUCUUGUUUCUUCUUUCGGUGUUACCACGUUAAACGGAAUUUGCUGAACCGGUGUUGGUAGCAUCAAGAGAAGUUUCUCGAGUUUUCACAAUUGGAUCACCUCUUAUUUCUCGAAUUUGGACGGUCAAUGGAGAUGCUCUUGGACAUAAAGUGCAUCUUCUGGUUAAUUUUCCUGUGGAGUACUGUAACCCAUAAUGAGUCAAGCAAUGCAAUUAGAGUAGAAAAGAGUUCUUCAGUAUUGGGCUCUCUGGCACAGACGGUGGUUCUGCCCUGCCAUUUCUCCACACUGCGACCAUCGGUGCCAAAACCCAAACCUACCUUGGACACCACCACUCUGAAAAAUGCUUCUGUUACCAUCACACCUGCACCAGUAGACCACCUCCGUAUCAAGUGGACAAAACUAGAGGGUGACACUGAGAGCAUAGUACUGGUAGCCCAGAAUGGCAUUACUAAGAUUGGACCAAAUUAUAAAGGGAGAGUAUCUGUACCAAGUCACCUUGAGGAUGUGGGGGAUGCAUCUCUCACGAUGGGGAACUUGAGAGCCAGUGAUGCUGGAGCCUAUCGCUGUGAGGUCAUGCAUGGCAUUGAGGAUACACAGGAUGUCAUCCCCCUGGAUGUUUUUGGUGUUGUGUUUCAUUACCGGGUCAACGCCAAUCGGUACAGCCUGAACUUCGAAAGCGCCAAACAAGCCUGCAAAGAUGCAGGUGCAGCCAUUGCCUCAGUUGAUCAGCUGCUCUCUGCCUAUGAAGAUGGCCUUGAUCAGUGCGAUGCCGGAUGGCUGGCUGACCAAACAGUCAGAUACCCAAUUACAAAGCCUAGGGAAAGUUGCCAUGGUGACAAGAUGGGGAAACCAGGCAUUAGAACAUAUGGAAAUAGAGAUCCCUCAGAAACUUAUGAUGUAUACUGUUAUGUGGGGAAACUUGCAGGUGAAGUGUUUUAUCAUCCAUCCAGCAAUAAGUUUACACUGCAGGAGGCUAGAGAGGAGUGUGAGCAGCUUGGCGCAGUGCUGGCCUCCCCAGGUCAGAUGUAUGCAGCCUGGAGGGAGGGCCUGGACCAGUGUGACUUUGGCUGGCUGUCAGAUGGCAGUGCCCGCUACCCCAUCUCAGUGCCCAGGAUGCAGUGUGGUAGAGGAUUGCUGGGGGUCCGGACCAUGUACCGCUUUUUGAACCAGACUGGAUAUCCAUUACCCACUGAGAAGUUUGGAGCCUUCUGUUUUAAAGGAAAAGAGCCAACAACUCGCAUCACGGACAUCUCUCCCACCUCCUCAACCACAAUGUUCCUCUCUGUUCCUAGUAUGGGUUCCACAACUCCCUUCAGUGACUAUGACAUGGGUGUGUUUGGGGGCCAAGUGCAGGCAGUGCCUGAUCAACCAGAUUUCUUAAACCCCACAUCCAUGCCUCCUCUCCCAACGAUGAAGAGUAUGCCUCCUGGGUUGGACAUCAUCGAAGGCAGUGGCAGUGAAAACGCAGGAGUAUCUGAGACUCCUAAUCAAGAAAUGAUUGUCACUGCCACUCAAGAGCCAUUUGAUAUCAAGCAAGACCAAGCUACACUGGCCAUUGUGUAUAAAGAACAUAUGGAGCGCUCAGGGGUCACUGCAGAGGUCACCACCCAGAUGAGAGGGUAUGUGGACAAGGAUAUGACCACUAAGGGAAAUGGAACAGCCCCUCAGCCUCCUAUCCAGCUCAUCGUAGUUGAUGUGCAUGAUAAAAAGGUGUCAGCUGAUGACAUAGUGAACCUACUUGAGCCUGGUCCAUUAGAGCAAACAUCUCCUUUCCUUCCUAAAAAUACCACUAAAUCUAUUCAAGGUAAACCUGUUUCAAUUAUUGAGGACACUGAUGGAUUGCCUUCAUCCUCUGGUACCACCAGUCCAACUCUGACUUUCAUCAAUGGCAAGCAUGAGGUGCAUUUAACUCUAGAGACUACGGUGGCUCAGGAAGCCAGAGGAGACCAGUUUGAGACAGUAAGUCCAGAAAUUGAGCAGAAAACUGAAACAGCCACGCUCUUUGAUUAUGAAAUAGAAAUGUUUACCUCCUCUGCAGUGGAUGCUAAACAUAGUUCUACCCUAAAGGUUUCACAUGAGACAGUCACAACUUUAGAGCUAAUGACAGAAUUCACAAUAGACAAAUCCUCAGCCUAUGAGAUCACCGCAGAGUCCACUCGCAGCUCACCUACACUUCAGGAGGAUUCUGGGUUGCACCCCACAGAAGAUGUCCUGCCAACACCUGCUUCUUAUGGACCAGAAGUAGUGGUUACAGAUGAGUCAGAAAUCCUUAAAUCAGAGAGGACUUCAAAGCCGCUUGAUUUGGAAUUCUCCACCCAAACACCUUCCCACCUUUUCACUGUCUUUACAGGUCACAGCACUAUUGAGAGAGAAAAGCAACCAGACUCAGAUGACUUUGAAGGAUCUGCCUCAGCAGAGGAAGGUUCAGCACAGGAGCUAUACACAAAACAUCUAAGCUCAUCUCCUUUUACUGUGUCAUCCCCUAUCUUCACCACCUCUUCCAAAAUGCUUGAUUUUGUAACUGAGGUCCCUCUUUCAUCACCCACAGUAGAGAAAGCUAAAAGCACGGUUAUUUCUUUGACUAAAGAGGUGAAGUCUGGUGAUGAAACCACUGAAACAUUUUCAAGGGAAUCAACUUUGACUACAGCAUCUGUCCCAUCCACGUUUAUUCAGCAGAUGGGAGUCACUGAAAAGACUUUUACACAUUCUUCUGUAGUAAGCUCAGAAUCUGAGGGCUCUACUGAAGACUACAUGCCACCUGACCAAUAUCAAACUAUGUUCACGCAAAGGCCAGGGAGCAUCAUUAUCACUAGUAUCUCCACAAAAGACAGAGAGAGUAAGUUAGAUACAACUCCUGAGUUUGAUGAAGUUGAUGAUCAAAGAGCAACCCCGCUCUCUGGAGAAGAGACCAUCCCCAAGAUUCCAUUCCAUACCACUGCCAUUCCAUUUAUGAUAGACUCUGAUGGUACUCCAUUAAUAGUAGAAGCUCUGCCUCCACACCAGGAACAAGUGACUACAUCUGAGCCAGAAACUGGGACAGAUUAUGGAUAUGAAGUGGAAGGGCCUAAAGUUGAAUUUUCAGAUCUCACCUUGUGCACAGGAAUUGUUUGUGAGAAUGGAGGAACUUGCUAUUUUAAUGGUAAAAGCAACACUUGUCAUUGUAUGCCAGGAUUCAGUGGGGAACGCUGUGAAAAUGAUAUUGAUGAAUGUCGGUCCAAUCCAUGUCAUAAUGGAGCCACUUGUAUUGAUGGAGCUAAUUCUUUCACCUGUGUUUGUCUACCCAGCUACUCAGGUGAUCUCUGUGAGCAAGAUACAGAAUCCUGUGACUUUGGCUGGCACAAGUUUCAGGGCUACUGUUAUAAAUACUUCCACCACAGGCGCACAUGGGAUGUGGCAGAGAGGGAGUGUCGGCUGCAGGGUGCCCACCUGACUAGCGUCCUCUCCUAUGAGGAACAGCUCUUUGUCAAUCGCUUGGGGCAUGACUACCAGUGGAUUGGACUCAAUGACAAGAUGUUUGAGAAUGACUUCUACUGGACAGAUGGCAACCCCAUGCAAUAUGAAAACUGGAGACCAGGCCAGCCAGACAGCUUCUUCUCCAAUGGUGAGGACUGUGUGGUGAUGAUAUGGCAUGAGGGGGGACAGUGGAAUGAUGUGCCAUGCAACUACCAUCUGACUUUCACCUGCAAAAAGGGCACAGUGGCUUGCGGACAGCCACCCUCUGUGAAGGAUGCUCGUAUCUUUGGCAGCGUUAAGCCACGCUAUGAGAUCAACUCUCUGGUGAGGUAUCACUGUAAGAAUGGCUUCAUUCAGAGACACAUACCCACCAUCAGAUGUAGAGAUGAUGGCCACUGGGACAAACCCAGAGUCUCCUGCAUGAAUCCAUCUACAUAUCAAGAGACCUUCUCACAAUAUUACCAGUCAAAUAAUGACUUCAACACUAAGAAACCCCACAGUGACGCAGCACUACAGGAUUGGAAAAGGGGAAAAGACUGCAGUGAAACGGGAAGAGGCAGCACCUGAACAAAGAGCAAUUCUGCAGUUUUUAAAGGGACAAAGUGGCAAAUCUGAAUAAUAUGCUUCUAAAUGUCUCUUCAUAUUGCUGAUUCUACUUUAAAGCAAAUAAGCAAAAAGAUCUUCUAUCUUAGAGCAAUACAAAAAUGACAUCACUAAAACAUAUUUGCUGUCUUGCUGACUAUGCAAUACUGUAAUUCUAUAUUAUGUUAAAGUCUCAAAAUUUAUAGCAUAAAAGGGAAGAGUCAAUAUUAAAAAAUGAUAGAAUGAGGGCAAACGAAUUGUGACGAAUGAAUUCAUAACUCUAUAUUGUAUAGAUUCCUGUUGUUGUUACUUCUAUGAGACAAAAAGGAGAGAACUACAAUAUGCAUACCAAUAGGCCAAGAAUAAUGAAACAAAAGGCUUACAGAAGUCACAAGACUAGAGGAAGACAAUGGUGAAAGGAAUGCAACUCAUGACAAUAAAGACCAUCUUCAUCUUCCUCAUCUUCAUCCUCACAACACAGGAGGAACUAUAAGAGGCUGUAAGCAGCUUGGCCUCCUUGGUAACCCAAAAUAUGUCUGUUGUCCAUCAGUAUAUGCACAUAUACGAACAAAAUGUGCAAUAAUUAUGUGGGUUUGUAACCAUAUUUAACUUUUCUUUGAAUAUCACAAUGCAAAUAAUGGCCUACUGUAUGUGAUUGAAUGAGUUGGUCAUUUUUUGUGCCAGACAAUAUUGCAACUGUUACAUGAAACCAUAGAGGUUUAAUUUAUUUCAUAACAAUGAAAAAACUGUGAGAAUUUUAAUAAUAAAAGACAUUCAAAUAUUGUCAUCAUAUCAAUA
Electrophorus electricus (electric eel) is the source of this 4846-nucleotide messenger RNA. It is a transcript of the gene vcanb, whose product is annotated as versican b. Gene Ontology annotation, biological process: cell adhesion; positive regulation of neuroblast proliferation; central nervous system development. Gene Ontology annotation, cellular component: perineuronal net; synapse. Lineage: Eukaryota; Metazoa; Chordata; Actinopteri; Gymnotiformes; Gymnotidae. The record is from RefSeq and is a predicted model, not a curated record. Gene Ontology annotation, molecular function: hyaluronic acid binding; calcium ion binding.